UCAAAGAUACAUAUCUAACACGCCAAGGGAAGAAGAGCACAAUGGUCGAGUCGAACAUCUGGAACAUCUCUACUUUUACCAAAGGCCCAGUGUUGGUUUCUGUUUACCGUCGACCUGCAGUGCAUGUGAUUUAACAUCUGCAGUUUCCCAACAUGUUGGGCAUCGCACUAUCAAAGGAACAAAUUAUUCUAUAGUCGCCAUCGCCAACGAGAAUCACUGUUACACUCAAGAGAAAAUUAACAUCAGUAGGACGACGUUUGAUAACGUCACUAUCGCCGUUAUGUUCGCAUUUUGUCUUUUGGGCAUUACAGUCGCAACGGCGACAAUUCACGAUAACUGGAAAGGAAACGAUUCUCGACAAUCGUUCGCUAUUCAGUUGCUUUACUGUUUUUCCGCUAGGAAGAACUGCAAAACUUUAUUUUCGACUAAAGGUGCAAAAGAUAACUUAUCGUGUGUAAACGGGAUACGAGUUUUGUCAACUUGCUGGAUUGUUCUAAUCCAUUUUGGCGGUGCGUUUACGUUACCAAGAUUAAUAUACAACCGACAAAUGGCUGUUGAGAAAACAUUACAACUGAGUUAUCAGUUCAUAACAAAUGGAUUGUUCGCAGUUGAUACUUUCUUUUUACUGAGUGGCCUACUAGUUGCAUUUACACAAUUGCGCCAAUUAGAUCAGAAUAACGGAGUUUUCAACCUCAAGCGAUUUUAUCUCCACCGCUACAUCAGACUUACCCCAGUGUAUGCAGCUUUAGUGGCGUUCAUUUCGACACUGUAUCCGUACGUGGGAACUGGUCCUGACUGGAAUUUUGUGGUACAGAAGAGCAAAGCUUUAAGAAAAUCCUGGUGGGCCAACUUGAUGUACAUCAAUAACUAUGUGAAACCAGUAAGAAACUGGGCGACAAAUCCUGAAAUGCCUUCCCCAGAGACUUGGUAUCUUGCCUGCGACAUGCAAAUGUUCUUGAUCAGUCCGCUCUUCAUUUAUCCAAUUCGGCGCUAGAAGAGGGUCGGAAUCAUUUGGACAGCGUUCAACCUUUUAGUUAUGUUGGGAAUAUCCACGAUUGUUUUUGUUGUUCACGAUCUACCGGCAACAAUCUUUUGGUUCAGACCGUAAAUUUGCUGCAAAUAUUUUAUGAAUGAAAUAAGCAUUAAACAAUUUGUUUAAU
Daphnia pulicaria is the source of this 1160-nucleotide messenger RNA. RefSeq names its product nose resistant to fluoxetine protein 6-like. The coding region runs from base 281 to 994 and encodes 237 amino acids. Gene Ontology annotation, molecular function: acyltransferase activity, transferring groups other than amino-acyl groups. NCBI's taxonomy places the organism in Eukaryota, Metazoa, Arthropoda, Branchiopoda, Diplostraca, Daphniidae. The transcript has 4 exons. The record is from RefSeq and is a predicted model, not a curated record.